AUGCUCCGCGUCGAUGCCAGACAGCUGUCGCUCGAUCAUAGGACAGCCGCGCUAGCAGGCGAGGGUAAUGUCUUGCUGGGGGAUAUGGAGGCGCGCGAAGCGUCCAUGCAAGCCUUCGAGGAGAGACAGCGACGCCGCGCGGGUGCGCGCGGGGGGCUGGAGAGCGCGUCGGAGGCCGUCCGCAGGCAAUCCGUACUGCCAUCGCACUGGGCGUCGUCGGCCGCCAGCUGCGACGGGCUGGCGACGGCCCCCAUCCACGAGCGCGAGGCGCCGGAACUGUCGCAGCGGCUCCCCGAGGUCGCGCGGGGCCUGUGCGUCGGCAAGGACUGCGUCCGCAAGAGCGGGCGGCCCGACUCCCGGAUCGAGGUCAACAGGAUGUGCGGGGGCGUCAACGAGGCCGUCUUGCCGCGCGGGACGCGGCCCGAGACGGUGUUCUCGAUUGUGCGCUCCGACGUGAACGAGCGUUUCACGUCGCGCGGCCAUUUCGGUUAUGGAUCCUACCUCGUGGAGGACGCCGGCUUUUCCCUCCACCCCUCCCCUCCCCGCCCUUCCCUUCCCCGCCCGCCGGGGCCCGCGUCGAUCCGAUGGCGCUGCGAUGCAUGUCGGAGCCGCCGAGUCAGCCCGAUUCCGGCUCUGAGCCGAUGCGGUCCGCUUCGGUGCAGUGUCCGAUCAAACCAGACUGCUGGAUUCAACGUUGAGCGGUCUGGCCCGUCCUUUCCCCCGCCCGCCCCCACCAUUCCCCCCCCCGUUCCGCCCCCUGCUCCGCGCCUGGGCGCCAGCGAGGCAGACCGGUGUGCGACGCGGGGCCGGCGUCGCCAGGAUGGCGCGCUCGCGGCCUGCUGUGUCCAGGACGCGAGGACGAGCAUAGGAGCGCGUACUGCGUUUUCGUCUGCCGCGUCGCUCUGGGCUAUGCCGCUGGGUCGCAGAGUGGCGGAUGGAAUGCCGAUGGUGGAUCAUCGCGUUUUCCCUUCCAGCAGGGAGGUCCGUUCAUGGAGGGAGCUUGGCGGCGUUGUCCGGCACACAUCUAUUUCUCUUGUGCCGCAGUUUGGUGAUCGAGACCACGCCCGAAGAGAACUUGAUCUCAAAUUUGCGUGCGGGUGAUCGCCGCGUGUCGAAGCACCGCGAUUUUACAUUGACACAGACUUACAGGGUUUAUCCAGCAUGCUUGUUAGCCGUGCGGAGGCUCAUGUAGUGGGAAGACUUUGUGAGAGAACCAGACGGCUACCCCC
Messenger RNA from Prorocentrum cordatum, 1229 nucleotides. NCBI's taxonomy places the organism in Eukaryota, Dinophyceae, Prorocentrales, Prorocentraceae. The record is from the annotation of a GenBank genome assembly.